AACUUAUAGAUUGAAGCUAGCAAAAUAAUUCGUACGUCUUCCGUGUUCUUAAUCUUCAAAUCGUAAUCUUCAAAUAAAUUUUUUAUUUUGGACUAAAAAUAACUAGAAAUGCGACUACAAUUUCGAAUUACCUCGUUAGACGACUAUUCAACUUCCACCAACUUUAGAGAGAUUUUAGAAAAUCAUCUCGAAAAGUGGAAGUUCUCUGUAGUACAAUGGAUUGAAGAGGAAAAGACAGAAAGACACGACAAUAAACCCGUAUUUGACGAACACGUGAUUCAAGUAGAGUGCAAAAGUAACCGUUUCUUUGCCGACGUGUAUUCCGAAAUGGACAUUUUGGCAACAUACUGGUGCAGGACCGAUAUAAAAUGUUGGUUAACAUUCUCAACCGCCAAAUGUUUUCAUCAUACUAAGAUUGCUUGUCACGAAAACAUCAUUCUAAAUAUGUUUUACUUUGGAACUCUCUGCUCACAAACGCAUUAUGUAAUACACAGAUAUGUGAAAGGAUUUCUGUCGGCAAAUUUUUAUCAUGACGUACGGAUGUUGGAAAUAAGACAUAAAAGAAAUAUUUACGACGAUAACAAUAAUUUAUUAAAAAUAAAAUAUUCGUCCGUAAGGAGAAUUAUUUUAAAUAUAAAGAAAGACUGUGCUUUACUCUUUUUAGAAGUGAAAUAUCCUCCCGUUGCGUAUUCUAGGGGACGAAGAGUUCUAACCUUAGAUGCCAUCGAUAAAGAAGUGCAUGGCAAAUCGACAGCCUUGAUGUUACGUAUUCAAGAUGUAGAAUUUGCUAAAGAAAUAGUUAGUAGAUUUCAUUCAUGUAAUAAUGCAAUGCCUAUUUACUAUGGCUGCAUACAAUUGGAAACAAGAAAAUAUUUGCCAUUGCCGACUUUUAAUUUGAAGAAUUUCGAUUGCACUUACAACUUAUACGCAAUACUUACUAGAAAUUUUGUCUUACAAGAGCAAACUAGAGGAAAUUGGAAAACAUUCAUUAAUCAGAUAGAACAGCAAUGCAACGAAAAUCCAAUUUACUUAGAGAAAGCUUUGGAGUAUAUAUUAGAUUUGCAAGAACGUGGUGUACUCUGCCACUAUCCACGUGCAAUCGAAUUGAUGUAUCAAUGGUAUUGUCAAACAGAUCAUCAAAUUCGUGCAAAAGAUAACGAAUAUACAACGCCUUCUGAUGCCAAAUUGAUUCGGAGAGUAGUUUUGACUCCAACAACAACUUUGUUUUAUCCUCCCGAAUUUCAAUUCAGUAACAGAAUGUUGCGAAAUUUUGAUUCAAAUUAUGCACUGCGAGUAUCUUUUCGAGAUGACGACGGUAAGAAAUUGAGUGCGUCAGCAAAUUACAGUGAUGCUGCAUUAUUGGAAUUCGCAGUUACGAUGCCUAUGAUUGAAGGAAUAAAAAUAUGCGCAAGACAUUACAAAUUUUUGGCAUGGUCAAAUUCUCAAAUCAGAGAUCAUAGUGUUUGGAUGUAUGCGGAAGACAAUAAAGGAAAUAAUGCCGAUACUAUUCGAGCAUGGAUGGGUGAUUUCUCGAUAACCAAAAGCGUAUCCAAAUACAUGGCUCGUUUGGGACAGUGCUUUUCACAAACAGAAGACACAGUGAAAAUUCCAUUAGAGCAUCGUUACGUCAUUACAGAGGAUGAUAUUGAAGGUGGAGUAAAUCCUGUUACAGGAAAACCUUACUGCUUUUCAGAUGGAAUUGGCAAAAUGUCUAGACAAUUAGCCGAGAACGUUAGCGAAAAGUUGAAUUUGAAAAAAGUUUCGUGUGCUUUUCAAAUAAGAUAUGCAGGUUAUAAGGGAAUGCUUGUUAUGGAUCCGACGUUGGACGACGAAGGACUGAAAAUUGUGUUUAGAAAAAGUAUGAAAAAAUUUGAUAGUCCAUCUGAUCAACUUGAAAUAGUAAAGCAAAGUCAAGCCAUACCCGUACACUUGAAUCGUCCAAUGAUCAACAUCCUGAAUCAACUGGGUGUUCCAAAUAAAGUAUUUCUAGAACUACAGGAAGAAAUGCUUUCGACCGAAACAGAUAUUUUAACCGACGAUGAAAAGACUGCAGAAUAUCUCGCUUCUAAACUGAAUCUGGAAACCAUAACCGGAUUUCAAGAAAUGGUGAAUGCGGGAAUAGGAUUGACAGGCGAUCCUUUCUUUCGCGAACUGUUAUUAUGUCUUCGAGAAAGAGCGAUUUAUGAUAUUAAGACGAAAGCUAGAUUAGCUAUAAAUCCCAACGAAGGACGAAACAUGUUCGGAGUUCUAGACGAGACGGCCACUCUCGAAUAUGGCCAAGUAUUUAUUCAAUACACGAAAGAUAUUGUAGGACAAGAAACUAGUACAGAAACAGUAAUUAAAACAGGUCGAGUGUUGGUGACAAAAAACCCUUGUACUCAACCCGGAGAUAUUCGAAUUUUAGAAGCUAUCGAUGUUCCCGCUUUACAUCAUAUUGUGGAUUGUAUAGUGUUUCCGCAGAAAGGGAAACGACCACAUCCGGAUGAAAUGGCUGGAUCCGAUCUCGAUGGAGAUGAAUACGCCGUUAUUUGGAGAAAAAAUUUAUUUUUCUCUCGUAACCGAGAACCGGAAAAUUUCCCUUCUCCCGAAGAAGAUAAACAGUCGAGUGCUACAUUCGAUAUACAUACAACAACCGAAAUGCUGAAAGAAUACAUUAAAAAUGACCAGAUUGGUAUAAUCGGAAGUGCCCACUUGGCAAUUUCAGAUAAAUUUGGUAUACAUACUCCAAUCUGCAAAGAGAUUGCUCGAAAAUUCUCUCUGGCAUUAGAUUAUGUAAAGUCUGGUUAUAUAGAACCCCUAACAUGCGAGGAAAAGCCACAAAAAUAUCCAGAUUUUAUGGAAAGAGGAACUGACAGAGAAACUUAUCGAUCAAAACGUGCUUUGGGUGAUUUAUACAGAAAUUGUGAAAUAUUUGAACAGAAAACUACAUGUGUCCAACGGGAAACCGUUAAAUUACAGAUUGAUCCUGACUUAAUUUAUCCUGGUUGGGAAGAAUACGAAGAAUCUGCACGAAUUUCUAGACAAAACUACAAUCAUUUUCUUCAAAUUUUGAUGCAUAGAUAUGGAGUUCAAACGGAAGCUGAGGCAAUUUCGGGCGCAUUUCGAAGACUUCACCAGCGACAUUCCGAAAGACACGACGCUUUUAACGCUGAAAAACUCGUUGUGCAAUCUGUAGAAACAUUGCAGAAGCGUUUUAGAAACGAAUUUCAUCAGGAAUUUGGAAUUUCAGCUGAUACUGAAAAUAUAGAUCCGAACAUAUUGGACGAUAUAUUGAAGAAAGCGUCUGCAUGGUACGUUAUUACUUACAGCAGCAAUUCUGCACGAUUUCUUAGUUUUCCGUGGAUAAUUUCAAAAUACUUGAUCAACUUAAAAGCAAAGCAGGCUAAAGAAAAAACACUUCAAACUUCAAUAAUUACAAUUUUUGACAAUCAUUUACAAUCGAUAAUAAACGAAUAUCCAAUACUUGACAGUGAAGACGAACUUGAUCUAUCGCGCUUUUUCGUUCCUCCAAAUAUAAUAACAUCGGCUUACAGAUUGAUUGGUCACUGGAUGAACAGAAACGAAAAAUUCAAACCAGAAGACGAACUUUGGCUUUUAGAAUACUUUCCCUGCAUUUUACAAAAUAAUUGUAAUAUAAGCGAAGUAGGUGAUGCAGAAUCAAAUGUAAAGAAAAGCAACAUUGCUAAUUUAUGUUUGGAGUUUUUAAAAUCUGUCAGAAGUAAUUCUUCUCUUCCUAAAAAUUUAGGUUGGAUCUCUUCUUGGGCUAAAGACACAUACAAUGUUUUGGCUGCAACUGGCAAUUCGUCCGUAUUUUGCCAAAUUAAACAGUACGACCAAUUAAAUGAACUAGUAGAAUUAAAACCCGUUAAGCUUUCUGGUAAAAUACUUCCAGGACUUAAAAACAAGAAAAUUGAUACUUUGCGAAAUAUCUUAUGUUCGUUGGUUGAUUUAAAAUCUUUAACUAUUAGAAGUUCAGAAAGAAAUUCUUUAGUCGUAUCUGCAGUUGGUUCUUGGGAAGCCAUUAAGUAUCUGGAAGACUUCUUUCGUAUGGACACGGAAAGUUUAAAGAAAAAACUUGAAGCAGAAAGAAAAAAAUUAAGAAUGCCUUAAUUUUAAAUGAAUUCAAAGAAUUUCCUGUGAAAUAUGUCAUGCUGUGAUUUAAUAUAUAUUCUAUCACACAAUGGAUAAUAUUGCUAAGUUUUCAGGGGCGUGCCGUGACAUUUGAUGAUAGGGAAGCUGUGUUUUUGUAACAAGCCGACUUCCAGGGGCAAUCAGUCAGUGAUGGUCUAGGGGCCAUUCGUAUUCGUUUGUUCGAUA
This is a messenger RNA of Centruroides sculpturatus (bark scorpion), 4317 nucleotides long. Its product is annotated as probable RNA-dependent RNA polymerase 1. Gene Ontology annotation, cellular component: nuclear RNA-directed RNA polymerase complex. Gene Ontology annotation, molecular function: RNA-directed RNA polymerase activity. Gene Ontology annotation, biological process: siRNA processing. The record is from RefSeq and is a predicted model, not a curated record. Lineage: Eukaryota; Metazoa; Arthropoda; Arachnida; Scorpiones; Buthidae. The transcript is spliced from 9 exons. The coding region runs from base 109 to 4110 and encodes 1333 amino acids.